GUUUCAGCGUCUCCUGAAAGGGAAUCAGAUAUUUUGGGAGACGCGAAAGUAGAUGGAGCGUGUGGGGGGCACUCAGGACAGAACAGUAAGAAGCCUGAAAAGGAUAGUACACUGUGUAAUGAGGUAAUGGAAGCUUUUGCAUCAAACGUGAAAUUAUAAUGGUUUUGUUUUGUGGACACACCACGUUUUACAUAUUGGCCCAAUAUUUAGACAUCAUGAGUACAAGUUUUUAUAAAUCAUACACAAUCUUUCAGGAUCCACUACGAGACAGCAAAAACUACCUAAGUUUAUAACAUUUUCUUAUCUCGCAGAACCAAAUCAUGAAACUGAUGAAGAAAAUCGAGGAACUCGAAGAGAAAAAUCAUAAACUGGAAGGCAUGAAGAUAAUGCUGUUCAUACAAACUCAACGCCAAUUAGUCCAAUUGCAAAGAUAUGAGGCAAUGGACAUGAGAGGGCCUAACAUCGUUUCAGAGACAGUGGUAUGUGUAAGCAAUCAGAAGAAACUUUUGGUAGUGUCUCCCACAUUUCACACACGAUAAUUUCUCUUUGACUUUAACCCCAAUAAUAAACAUGUCCCUAACCAAUGCUGUUUUUCAAAAGUGCCCGAUUUAAGGAACGAAAAAGGGUUUCUUGAAUGAACGCCCUCUUUUGCUGGAAAGAAUCGGUGCCCUUUAUGCAGUAGUAAAGACUCUUGUAAAGACAAUUUCCGAUUAGAAACUCAAUAUUUUCAAAAAUUUUCGUUCGGCUCGUGAACGAACGACAUAAAAUCUUUGAUUUUAGUCCUUUUUUGGCCAAUGUCCCUCCACUUUCGAAAUGCUUCCGCGGCCUCUGUUGCGUUAGUUUUGAACUAACACAACCUGUUUGUUUGAAGUUUAUAUAAUAUUUACCAAAUUUAUGUGCCAUUUGUACUAAAAAAAUCCUGUGGAACAAAUUAAUUAUUAUUUCAUUUGACAGGAAACUCAUCUACAAUGGUCGGGUCACCAUGACGUGGCUGGGAGACAAGAACUCUGA
This is a messenger RNA of Paramuricea clavata, 1011 nucleotides long. The record is from the annotation of a GenBank genome assembly. Lineage: Eukaryota; Metazoa; Cnidaria; Anthozoa; Malacalcyonacea; Plexauridae.